UGAAGGCGGGUAUUACACUAGCGUAGGAUUGAGUUAUAGUACACGUGCACUAUAAAUAAUCUUUUGAGGUGUAUGACGCUAUAGUCAAUAGACAAUUGUGUACGUAACGUAGAACAUCUCGUGUGGUGUAUUGGUAUUCGCUCGCCCCAUAUAUUUUCUCGUUUACGCAGAGUCUUUAUCGAGUUUGAUUCGCGAUAAGCUGCGCCAUGCCGUCGGUAAUCUUAUCAAUGAGUGAUAAUAGUUGGAGUUGUCAGUGAGUUACGGGCGCCGCGCUCUGAUGGUCCUUGUCGCGACAGGUAACUCCUGAUUCCCGUCCGUCCGCGCAAUCAGUGGCCAUGAAACAAAAACGUCUCUUCUUGCUUUGCUUGGGAAUUCUUGCCGCUAACGUUGCGGCCGCGCAGAAUGGAGAGCUACACAUACCUUUGGAGAGCGAUAAUCAAUUCCCGCCAGAAGAACAUGCAGAAACAGUCGACAGUCCCAUAGAAGGCAGCGGCGAAGGAGCAGUCAGUGAACCAGCGGACACAACCACUGAAAUACAUCCCAUACCCAAAAUAGAAGAUGUAAAAUCCCCAGUCCUCUCUGACAAUGAAACUGAACCUUCGACUUCCGAAUCGAAUGUUUCCCCGACAUCAGAAACAGCUGACGGUUGCCCAAAACCGUGCGUAUGCAAUAUAGAAGGCGAUACUAAAAACUUCAUUGUAGAUUGUUCAGGCUACGGACUGACAGAGUUUCCGAAAUUAAUAGAUCCAAGAACUACAAAUUUAAAUUUGCAGAAUAAUAAGCUCACUGAGAUUCCUAAAGAAAUAUCUGAUUUGAAAAAUUUAAAAGUGUUAAAUGCGAAUAACAAUCAGAUAAUGGAAUUGGCACCUGGUUCAGUCAGCGAGCUUCCCGAGUUAGUGACACUGAAACUCGCCAACAAUCGGCUUAUUGAAUACCCCAGAGAUUUGAAGAACAGUCUAGUCCUAACCAAAUUAGAAGAAUUGGACUUGGGAGGAAAUGACAUGAGAACUAACCUGGGAUCCGAAGUAUUUCUACAAUUUAAAGGUUUAAAAAAAUUAACUUUAGCGACUUCCACACCCGAACUGCUGGAUGAACUUUGUGGAGCUUACAAGGAAACGUUAGAGACCGUGUGCACUGGAAGUUGCGAGGCGAAAACAUAUGACUGUCCCGAUACACCUCAAAAUAUAGAAGACGACUUAAUUGAAGCUACAUUACCUGGUAUGAUCGCUUUCAACGUAGGAGUCGAAGAUGGUGAUCCUAGUAUUGAAAAUCCAAACAAUGAUGCAAAUGCUACUACAGAGAAACCCGCGGAAGUGCCGGAAUCGCCACAAACAACAAAAGAAACGUCUAUUGUUACUGAAACUACAACAACUACUCAAAAAACUCAAUCAGCAGGAGAAUUUUCGUUACGUACAGCAGUAAAUAAGGAACCAGCGGAACAGGUGGCUUCAAAUUCUAUAGUGGCAAACCCUAAAGAAGAGACUGAAGCCACUACGAGCGAAACAGACGUGAAAAUCGGGGCCAAAACGAUAAGUACCAAAACUAGUGGAGUCGAUAGAAGCGUAAUUGGUAUUAUCGUAGCCGGCAUGAUUAUUGUUGUAGCUGUUGUAACCAUAAAAAAGAACUGGAGUUCGAUCACAAAACGUUUCGGAUCAUCGCCUAGACCACCGAAUAAUCGAACGGAAACCACUGCGAACGGAACAUCGCCGGAAGAAGUUCCAUUACAGGACAAGUCACCUGUUUAAUUAACCCUGUAUGAUAUUUGUAUAAAUGGUUUCGAUCUGAAUGAUGUCAUUUUAACUGGGACAACAUAUAAUUGAAAAAUAUUCACAGAAACGCAAAUUAGUGAAAUGUGAUUAUACCGUGAGGAUUACAUUUGUAGAGUGGUAUGUAAGAGGCAAAAUACUAGAAUAAGAUUUACUAAGGUAGCUUAAAAUAUGUAAAUAAAUGUAUACAGCUUCAAUAAUAUA
Molecule: messenger RNA, 1970 nt
Organism: Papilio polytes (common Mormon)
Lineage: Eukaryota; Metazoa; Arthropoda; Insecta; Lepidoptera; Papilionidae
Product: leucine-rich repeat and transmembrane domain-containing protein 2-like
Exons: 4
Coding region: 336-1745 (469 amino acids)
Molecular function (GO): protein binding
Source: RefSeq, a predicted model, not a curated record